This is a messenger RNA of Gopherus evgoodei (Goodes thornscrub tortoise), 5214 nucleotides long. It is a transcript of the gene FAM78A, whose product is annotated as family with sequence similarity 78 member A. The coding region runs from base 1562 to 2413 and encodes 283 amino acids. Lineage: Eukaryota; Metazoa; Chordata; Testudines; Testudinidae. The record is from RefSeq and is a predicted model, not a curated record. The transcript is spliced from 2 exons.
ACACACACACACACUCUGCUGGAAAAGCCUAGCAAACGGAUGCACGAAGCUGCUGCUGUCCUGACACCAAGAAGCCCCCAGCAGCUGCAGCUCCGAAGCGAUCUGAGACCGUGAAUGACAUUUGUCCAAAGAGAGGGGGGGAGUGGGGAGGCGCAUUUGUGAAAAUGCAAAGUUCCCCCAAGGUACAGGAUGCUGUGAAGCUCUGAAGACAGAAGGAUCCGGAAGCUCAGCCUGGGGGAACGGCUGUGUCUCUCUCUGUUCACACACAUGCAAAGGACACUCGCCCCAUGCCUGCAGCGGAGUCCCUGGGGGGUGACGGCGAGGCUGGUGCCCGGAGACGAGCCAGGCUGCUGAGCCAGUGCUGCCGAGACAUCUGAGGACACAGGCGGCGUGACAUGCGAUCCACUGCAGCAUCAAACUAAGAGCCCAGCGCUGGAAAAGGAGGAGGAGGGGUGGGGAGAAGCUGCGAAGCCACCGCCGGGCUCGUAUCCUGCCGGCUUCGCAUCCUUCCCCAGCCCAGGUGGCGGGUGAGUGGAGAUGUCACGGGAGGCGAUUGUUUGCUGCAGGCUGGGUCAGCGUGGCGGAUCGUGACCUAGGGGGAGAGCAGCUCUGCCCAAAGCAGCCAGGAAGCAGCAGCAGCCACCAGUAACAGCAGAGAAACUUUGACAAAACUUCUGCAGAUCCCACAGCCAGAUGCGGAGCGGCGAGGUAGCCCCACUCCCCACAGAUCGCGAAAAGCCCAGCGGGGGAGGCGACAGGGAGGCUGCUGUGCUUCCACCAGUUAUGUUUUUGGAUUUGGAACCCAUAGUGAUUGAGGGAAGAAGGGAGGGCGAAGUGGUGCAAUAGAAAAGCUAAAAUAUCUCCUUGGGAACCGCUCAUUUUAUUCAUUUCUCCUCCUAUUUUAUUUCUACAUGCAAAGCCGAGGGGAAUGUGAUGCGUGACAAAGACCUGUGAUUUAUUAUUUAAGCUAUUACAUUAAAAAAAAAAACUAGCAACACCCAUAUCUCUGGCACCUACAGAAGCCUCCAAAUCAGAUGUGGCUGAUUUAACAUUUUCCACCGUUAUUUUUUUUUAAUUACAGUACUGUUUUUCUUUCAAAAGGGAAGUUAUGAACAACUGCAAGUCCGGAAGUGAAAAUCUACAGGGGUUGUGACAAGAAGUAUUUUUUAUUAUUUAUAUAGAUGUGUCUAUCCGCAUUCUGCGUUUUCAUCCAAAGAAUAGAAGGGAAAUGCCAGCUUUGCUGAUGUUUCAUAGUGAACAGAUGGCAUUCAAGAAGAGGAAGGACUAAAUAUCUCAUCUUUAAAAAAAGGAGAUGAUUAUUGAACUCAAGACUUUUUUUAAUCCAAAGAAUAUAUGAAUGAAAGAUUUCAUCUGUCAUUAUCUGGAGAAUAAGAAAAGGCCCCUUUGCUUCUAAAGAGUGCAGCUAAAUCCAUAAAAGCAGCAGUGAUAAUAUUGAAUUUCAAAUAGAGACUUUAUAUGAUGAAUUUUCUAUCCUAUGGAUAUCAUUUUUGAGAUUACAAACCAGGAAGAUCUAUAUUUGAUCUAACGCCAUAUCAUUUCAAUGCCUAAUCUUCCCCAGGAUUGCUGGAGUGUCCUAGGAAUUGCACUGGUGUUGUAUGCCAUGGGCUGUAUUCAGAGUAUUAGCUGCAAAUCCAAAGUUUUCCGGGAAAGUAUUUCAGUGAUUGAAGUGAAAGCCUCCAUCGAUCCUGUUCCCACCAGCAUUGACGAGUCAUCCAGCGUGGUUCUGCGAUACCGGACCCCUCACUUUCGAGCCUCGGCCCAGGUCUUGGUACCGCCUAUCCCCAAGAAAGAGACCUGGAUCGUGGGUUGGAUUCAAGCAUGUAGCCAUAUGGAGUUUUACAACCACUAUGGGGAGCAGGGAAUGUCGAGUUGGGAGCUCCCAGAUCUGCAAGAUGGCAAGAUCCAGGCUAUAAGCGACUCGGACGGCGUGAACUACCCCUGGUACGGCAACACCACAGAAACCUGCAUGAUCGUGGGGCCCACCAGGAAGGAAUCCAAGUUCAGCAUCAGUAUGAAUGAUAACUUCUACCCAAGUGUCACAUGGGCGGUGCCUGUGAGCGAGAGCAACGUGGCAAAACUCACGAGCAUCCACCGGGAUCAAAGCUUCACCACCUGGUUGGUUGCCACCAACACGGCCACCAGCGAGAUGGUGACCCUGCAGACUAUCAAGUGGCGUAUGAGGCUGGGCAUAGAUGUGAAUCCCAGCAGACCCUUGGGGCAGCGUGCCACGCUGCGGCAACCCUUUGCUCAAGAGCAGCCCCAGGUCCUUAGCAAGAAUGAGCCAAUACCACCCAGUGCCCUUGUGAAACCCAAUGCCAAUGAUGCUCAGGUACUCAUGUGGAGGCCAAAGGAGGGGCCACCACUAGUGGUGAUCCCUUCAAAAUAUCGGUAACAGCAACCUGGCAUCCCAGCACCAGAAGGGAAGAAAAUAACCCUGCACUUAGAUACUUUUAGAAUCUAAGCAAAAUUGAGAUGCACUUUUUAUUCAUUCAACAGAAAUGCAACCAUUCUACCUUCUCCCAUUGGGACGGAUCUCACUGUGCUGAAGCUAAAGAGGAGACCUUGACCAGGGUCUGUCUCAUCACCUGAUUCCUAAGGGAGGAAUCAGCGAACUAAACUUUAUUUCUAGCCCUGUAACUUUCUUUUCUUCCUGACUCUAGUUAUUGUUUGAACUUCAGUCUCAUUAGCUCACCCAGAUUGUCCAGAACAAAAUAAGAUUUUUAUUGGGGAUUUUAUUAUGUUUGGUGGGAGGAAAGGAAUUCUUUUUUCCUCCCCAGAAUGAAACUCAAGUUCCUGGAGCUAAACGCUGACUAUUUAUUUAUUAUUAUGGGUUUUUUUUAAAUGAUAAAAGGUUCUGAGUUGCAAACCUAAGUCAUGCGGCCUUAUGUAGACUUUGCUUUGCAUUGCCAAACUUUUGCCUUAAAGCUGUGUUUGAAAGAAAAUGUAAUCUCACCAAGCAGAAUCUCUUUUCUACAGGAUUUUAGGGAGGGUGAGGGGAAGCAUUCUGGAGCAAGGGAUAGAUUGUCAGUGUAUCAAGGGAUGAGGAGGAAGGAAUGAUAAUGGAAGAAACCAGAUUAAAAAGAAAACCUUCCUGGGUUUUAAACAUGGAACAAGAAAGCAUGGAAAUAAACCCAGCUCAAACCCAGUUGUUUUGCUGUCUGAGCAGAAAUGGGACUAGUAUUGCAACGCAAGUAACAAGUUUGUUAGAGAAACGUCUGUGGACAAGAGCUGCCAGGCCCCUCACUGCUCGAUAGAAGGGGUCAUCAGAGCCUUGCAUUGCUAAAGCCUUCUGAGCUGAGCCUCUUUUGGCAUGAGAAUACGGGACAAUCCAGACAGUGGUGGGAAUGACUGGAGAUGUGGUACUCAAAAAGAAACACAAAUCAGGGGAGUUAGUCAUCUCCUCAGAGCAAGCAAGAUGGAACUUUCUCCUUCCAAACAAGCCCACUAUUAUUUCCCCCUAGGGUAUCGUGACUGGUGGGUCACACACAAGCUGUAAUAUAUUUGGGGUCAAAUUCUGCCAUCGGUUACUCCCAUGAAACCCCAAUGAAUUCCUAACAGGUGGAGUGAGAGCAGCAAGAUACAGCGGGACCCAUCUAAAAUCACUGGGGCUGCAUGGGUGUAAACGAGGGAAGCUGUUGUCCACUAGAAUCUCUGACUCAGGAAGAAUUAUACCUGUGAAAAUAAUAUGCACCCUUCCUAUUAACAUGAAAACAAAAAAAGUCUGCUCACCUGGGCUGAUGGAGAAGCAGCCUCAUGGCCCCACUGGAUUCAGAUGGCUUUCAGUGAUAAGGGUUGUAGGUGAUGACAUAGCUGCAGAGAUAUGGUGGAAGCAUACAUGUGUAAGCAAGCAACCCCUAAGAAGAUGAAAAUAAUGCAAAAUCUGCAUCCUGCGGGGAGGAUGCUCUGGGAAGUCAUGUCUGUUUGGAACAUAAGUCAGGGCCCUAAGAAAUCAUUUGGUGGAUCUCCUGGGUGGCCUCAGAGACAGCACCAGUAUUUCUCCAAAGACAGGAAGCAUAAAAAGGAGGCAGCUUGACUGAGACUUUUGGCUGAGGGGCGUUUAGAAAUGGAGGAACUUGUAUGGUGGAGGCAGUGUGGGCUGGAGGACAGGGCAGGGGCUGGGAGGAGACCACCUACCUUCUGUUUUCAGCUCUUCUUGUUUGGCCUCAGGCAAGUCUCUUCGCCUCUCCACUGCACCUGUAAAAUGAGGAUAGUGACACUUCCCCUUACUGAGGAAUUGCUUAGGGACUAGGAGUGCUCAGAGGUUCUGCACCUGGCUGGUCCCUGCUCAGCCAGGUCUCACCGGGACUCUCCAAGACUCCCAUCUGGAUCUGCCAUUUCUCACGCUAUGCUCCAAGCAGCUCUGUCUCUCCCCUACACUCAUCGGCUAGCUGCUAGCAUUGCAGCCAGCCUCCAGGCACACUCUUUAAAGAGUUCACCCGCAAGACAGCCUUACGAUAUACCAGGACCCUCCCUACUUUGUAUCCAACCCCUUUAUUUUGGCAGCAUGCUCAAAUACAACCCUCCCGCUCAGGGACCAGAAGCCUCAAUGCCUGCUUCCAAGCCCCAGCAUCCCACAUGACAGCACCAGACUCAGAGUUGAUUCCCAACAGCAGCAGUGUUCAUGGGCAUUCUGGGAGAGACUGCUCCAGAUGGGAUUGUCCACAGAUGCCUGCACUCUUCCCAACAGGCAGAUAUUUGACUCAGGGAGCCAGUCAUUCUAUGCAGUUUGCCAACGAACGGCCGAAGAAAGCUUAAACCCAGGCCCUAGAUCUAGAGAGGAUGAUGAAUCAAGCUUGUGAGACCUUGUGGUGUGCAUGGUGACUGCCUCCAUCAUUCUUAAGUUCCCCUUUCUUAUGUCUAAUUAGCUCCCAGCUAUAGCUUGACUUGUACAGACCCUUGAGACUUAUCCAUAUCCUCUCCCAGGCAAUACCACGCAAUAGCGAAUCACUGAAUACGGCAAAACCUCUUCCUGCUGUGUCCGGACUGGUGAUAGUUGGGAUGGGCCCAAGUGGUGAAGCUUGCAUCCAUUUCUCAGCAGCCCCAAAGUUUAAUGUGUGCACGUUGGGGAAGGAAGGGGGAGGUGUUCUUCAGGCCUGGCAUUAUUUUGAGCCUUUUUCUGAAGUGCUGAGUAUUUGCAGCUCCUUUUGACUUCAGUACAGGUUGUGGGUUCUCCGCACCUCUAGAACAAAAAAA